Paralichthys olivaceus (Japanese flounder) is the source of this 871-nucleotide messenger RNA. The record is from RefSeq and is a predicted model, not a curated record. Lineage: Eukaryota; Metazoa; Chordata; Actinopteri; Pleuronectiformes; Paralichthyidae.
CACACCCGCCCUGACUACUGGAACUAUGCCGCGGGGCCGGCCUCGCAAACUGAGAGUUAAAAGCAGCGACGGAACAGAUGCCGAUCCCAGUGAAAGUAAGGCGGAAAGUUACUGUGAUGGAGAGCUCAAGGACAAGAAGUGCACAAUAUGCUGUCAUGUCGUCACCACUGACAGCCAGCUGCAGAAGCAUCUCCGUGAGCAUGAGAGCAACGAUAAGCCUCAUCGAUGUGAUAAGUGCCCACAGACAUUCAACGUGGAGUUCAACCUCACCCUCCACAAGUCCACACACACCACCUCCGACUUCACCUGCCCUGUGUGCAAUAAAAGGUUCUCACGCAUCGCCAGCCUCAAAUCUCAUAUCAUGCUGCACGAGAAGGAGGAGAAUUUGAUCUGUGCAGAGUGUGGAGAUGAGUUUGUUCUCCAGAGUCAGCUCUCUCUGCACCUGGAGGAGCACCGCAAGGAGCUGUCGGGCAUCAAGGUCUACACCUGCAAGACCUGCGACAAGGAGUUCAAGACGUCUGCGCACCUCAAGGAGCACACGAGGACUCACGUCAAGAUGAGGCCGCUCUCCUCUAGUUCCAGAAACUACAAGAAAAACAUUGACCGUAGUGGGUUCACAAACAGCUGCCAUCACUGCGGAAAGGCUUUUAAAAAGCCCAGCCAGCUCGUCAGACACAUCCGGAUACACACAGGUGAGAGGCCCUAUAAGUGCUCGCAUUGCAGCAAGGCUUUCAACCAGAAGGUGGUGCUGCAGACUCACAUGGUGAGACACACUGGAGAGAAACCUCACCUCUGCAUGUUCUGCCCUGCUUCCUUCUCCCAGAAGGGGAACCUGCACUCCCACGUUCAGAGAGUUCAUUCUGAGCAAUAA